AUGUCAAUUAGAGAGAUUGCUGUCACAGCUGACCCACACACUGACCUCUGCACAAGCAGACAACAGUAGUACUACUUACAGGUAAGCAAUGCACAGACAGGGAUGCUAUAUCGCUUCACUAUUGUCAGCUUUACCAAGUAUAACAGCCUAUCUAAAUAUGGCUUGUGGCCAUUGUUGUACUCAGAAGUUAAUGCAAAGACACAGCAUAAGAAAUGGCUGGUGAAGGACUGGAAAUUAAUCAAGCAUUAGAAAAACAAUGUGAGGCAAAGUGGACAUCAUUAUUUCUCACUUUGGAUGUUCCAGUUUCCUCAUGACCAAAACACCUGCUACUUUGCCCACUAUUAUCCUUACCCCUACUCCAAUCUGUAGGAGUAUCUGGGGGCCAUCUCUAAAGAUCCAGUGAAGUCCAAAUUCUUCAAGAUUCACAUCUUAUGCCAUUCACUGGCAGGAAACACCAUCAUCAUCAUCACCACCACCCAUCCCCCUCCAAAAGUGACAAGGAAGGCUGUGAUACUGACGGUAAGGGUGCAUCCAGGAGAAACGAGUUCCUGGAUAAUGAAGGGGUUCAUGGAUUUCAUUCUUGGAAGCAAAGCUCAACUCCUGUGGGACAAUUUUAUCUUGAAAGUGGUACGAAUGUUGAAUCCAUAUGGUGUGAUUGUGGGAAAUCACCACUUUUUAACAGGCCAUGACUUGAAUUGCAAAUAUAGAUCUAUUGUAGAGGAAUGUUACCCUUCCAUCUGGUGUACCCAAAACAUGAUAAAAAGAUAA
This is a messenger RNA of Pseudopipra pipra, 768 nucleotides long. It is a transcript of the gene AGBL3, whose product is annotated as AGBL carboxypeptidase 3. Lineage: Eukaryota; Metazoa; Chordata; Aves; Passeriformes; Pipridae. The record is from RefSeq and is a predicted model, not a curated record.